AUGUUCACACACUACCUGACUGUGCCUAUUACAACUGUUGAGUUAUGUGGGACAGCCGUGGUAUUACUCCGCACUGUAGCUCUUUCCACAGAGAGCUUAUUGAUCAUUGAAGUUUUUCAUUCCUCUGAAAAAAAUAGGAAGUAUCUUUCCCAGGCUUCAUUUGUGUUCUUAAAUAUAUGCAGGAAUAUAUGAGGAAAAGCCCUACAAGGUAACUUCAUACAUCAUUCUAUGAGUAUGUCACCACACCAUGGCCACCAUAAAGUACCAAUAGUUCUUUACUGUGGAUCAUUGGGCCUCUACCCAUUUUGUUGCCAUACCCUUCCGUGCUUCUCUGGAAAUUUGCAAAAUUCAAUUGUUUCCUGUACAUGAAAUACCAAAAAACCUAAUAUGAUGGAUGAACAAAGGAAUUCCUUGGAUUAAUUAUCUAACCAGGUUAGUGAGUUCAAGAACCAAGUUCUCAUUUUGACCACAGGAGUUUGGAGAAAGCAGAGCCAUUCUUUUGCUCACAAACCAGUUCAGUUCCAUGGUUUAGAUCAUACUGUACUAAAGGUACGGUUGACUGACACCAAAACACAUGGUUUAUAUAUUAUCCACCCAGAAGGAUCUAGUUACUCCUUUGAGGUAAUAUGUGACGUGGAUUACAGAGGAAGUGGAUGGACUAUGAAAUAGAAAAGAAUUGGGGUCUCUGACUUCCAAAGAUUGCAGCAUAUUUUUAAAGGUGAAUUUUGAGUAGGACUAAAAAAAGCCUUUUACGUAAUUAAAAGAAAUACCAGUUUUAUGCUGUAUGUUGCACUGGAAUCUGAAAGUGACACAUACUCUUAUGCAUCAUUUGAUAAUUUUUGGCUAGAAGAUGAAAUGAGAUUUAAAAAAAUGCACUUAGGACAGUAUCCAGGAAAUGCUGAUAAUGCGUAUCUGGGCUUCAGAAAAGAAGAUAAUCAAACUGCAGUGCCUUACUGUGAUUCCUCUGUGUAGAGCUGUGCCCAUCUCAGUAUCACUGGCUGGUGGUUCAACCAGUGAGGUCUCUGCGAAUUUGAACUUCCUGGAAAGUUGCUAGCAACUGAUAUUCAACUGGGCACAUGGACCAAAAAUAACUUACCUGUCAAGAUUAAAUCUGUUUUAAUGUAACUUAGAAGAGUUUACAACCCUUAUUUUAACUAA
Molecule: messenger RNA, 1158 nt
Organism: Condylura cristata (star-nosed mole)
Lineage: Eukaryota; Metazoa; Chordata; Mammalia; Eulipotyphla; Talpidae
Gene: ANGPTL5
Product: angiopoietin-like 5
Source: RefSeq, a predicted model, not a curated record